AUGGCCCUGCUGGCUCUCUGCUGGAAACCUGGUGUGACAGAGGCACAAGACACCAUCCCUCUGCAGACUCUAAGGUGCUACAAUGACUACACCAGCCGCAUCAUCUGCAGCUGGGCUGACCUGGAAGAUGCCCAGGACCUCAUUAACAUGACCCUCUAUCACAAGAUGGAAAAUGACAGGGUCUAUCCAGUGUCCUGCAGCCUCAGUGAAGACCUACGCUGGUCAGAGUGCCCGUCUGCCCACCGAUGUGUGCCCAGAAAAUGUGAAAUCGCCAACACAAGCUUCAGUGUUGCAUAUGAGGACUACUACUCUUUCCAACCAGAUCGGGAUGUGGGCAUCCAGCUCAUCAUUCCAUUGGCCCAGCAUGUGCAGCCCCCACCUCCCAAGGACAUCAGCAUCAGCCCCUCUGGAGAUCACUUCCUGCUGAAGUGGAACUGGACCCUUGAAGAUGCCCAGGUCCCCUGGCUGUCACAGGAGGACGUAGAGUUUGAGGUGGCUUACAAGAGGCUUCAGGACACCUGGGAGGAUGCUCCCAGACUCAACACCAGUGACUUGUGGGUCUCGCUGCCACCAAAGCUGUUUCUACCCAGCAAUAUUUAUGUGGCCCGUGUGCGUACUCGGCUAUCCCCAGGGUCAAGUUUGUCUGGAAGGCCCAGCAGAUGGAGCCCUGAGGUGCAAUGGAACUCCCAGCCAGGUAAUGGGGCCUGUGGGAAGUGCUCCUUAUACAGCCAGUACACGGUCUCUGUUAGGCUGCGGAAACAAGGGAAGUUCAUCAAGAGCUCUGAACACAUCCAGAUGCACCCUCCAAGCCUCAAAGUGACCAAGGAUGGAGACAGCUACAACCUGCGUUGGGAAACUAAGAAACUCUUCUAUGCUCACAUCGAACACAAAUUCCAGGUCCAGUACAAGAAGAAGCUGGACAGCUGGGAGGACAGCAAGACAGAGAUCCUAGAUAAUGCCCAUAGCAUGCCCCUGCCACGGCUGGUGCCCUCCACCUCAUACUCGGCCAGGGUGCAGGCUAAGCCCCUCACUUACUACCAUGGGAAGCAUCAGAUGAGAGGACACUUUGCCUGUUGUCCCGCACUACCGUCUCGCCCGCAAGAACGACGUGGGACACUUAGGAUCCUUCUGCUCCUCCCUCAGACUGCAUCCUAUGCCUCCCACCUAAUGCUCCUUCUCCUUCUUGUUGAACAAGUGAUGCCCACAUGGGGGAUCGUCCUCAUCCUGAUUGUCCUCAUCCUGAUCUUGCUCCUGGCCCUCCGCGUUGGCUGUGUCUAUGGGUGCAGGCUGUACAGAAAGUGGAAGGAGAAAAUCCCCAACCCCAGCAAGAGCCUGCUGUUCCAGGAUGAAGGAAAAGGACUCUGGUCUUCUAGCAGCACAGCAGCCUUUGCCACUAAGAACCUUACCCCCCAGGGGUCACAGAGAAACUCUUUUGCAAAGCUACAUGGGAUGUCAUAUCCAUAUACGGCGGACAAUGAAGUGUCACCUCUCACCAUAGAGGUUCCUAAAAUUGUUCAAGAUUUACCGUCUGGGGCUGACCCAACUCCAGUCAUCUCACCAGAACCCAUGGAACAGCUUUCCGAUGGCCAGAGAGACCCACCAACCCAUCUGGGCAAACCUGAGAGCCAGAAACCCAACUUUGACUUUAACGGUCCCUACCUGGGGCCUCCCCAAACUCACUCCCUGACUAAUCUCCAAGGCCAACUGGUGCCCCCAGAGAAAUGUGACAGCCUGAAGCCAGAACAGCCACACUCCCUGGAGUACCUGUGCCUGCCUCCUGGGGGACAAGUGCAGCUGGUACCACUGUCCCAGGCGAUGGGCAAGGGCCAGGCUGCAGAUGCAGAGCUAGAGUCUAGCCUGAAGACCACAGAGAGCCCUUCCAUGGAACAGAGGGAUAGCCCUUCACUCGACCUGAGAGUGGAGGAACAGGAGCCAAAGGACAGUGCAGCGACUCUGUCCUUAAACUCUGGAGACACUGAGGACCCCGUGGUGGCCUCUGGCUAUGUCUCUCCUGCAGAUCUGGUGCUCACCCUGCCCACAGGGCCCCUGUCUACCUCUCUGGGCCCCUCUCUAGGAUUGCCCUCAGCUCAGGGUCCUAGUCUCUGUCUCAUGCUGCCUG
Messenger RNA from Myodes glareolus (Bank vole), 2119 nucleotides. NCBI's taxonomy places the organism in Eukaryota, Metazoa, Chordata, Mammalia, Rodentia, Cricetidae. The record is from RefSeq and is a predicted model, not a curated record.